This is a messenger RNA of Callithrix jacchus (white-tufted-ear marmoset), 1007 nucleotides long. The record is from RefSeq and is a predicted model, not a curated record. NCBI's taxonomy places the organism in Eukaryota, Metazoa, Chordata, Mammalia, Primates, Cebidae.
AUGUAUUCCAGAAGAAGCAUUGCUAUUGUAAGAGAGGACAGCUCCCUGUGUAUCAUUGCCCCUGAAGACCUUCCUGUGGGGCAAGAUAAGGAGGUAGAAGACAGUGAUCCUGGCCCUGGGUAUGCCCAGGGCUCACGUCCGCAUUGGCUGCCGGGCUGCUCCCUCCGCCCUCGCGCCUUCCACCUCGUGGCAGUUCGAAAUGAAGCUGGAAAGAAACUGGCCCAGCAGAUCAAGCAGGAAGUGCGGCAGGAGGUGGAAGAGUGGAUGGCUUCAGGCAACAAAUGGCCACACCUGAGCAGGAUCACGAUCUCCGUCAGCGAGAAUCCUGCAAGUCCCUCCUACUUCCUCAACAAAAUCAGGGCAGCUGUGGGAAUCAACAGUGAGACAAUAUCUCAUCAAUGUACUCCCGAAGAGCAGUUGAAGAAACAUACAAUUCUUGCAGAUACUGUAAUAUCUGCUGCAGGUAUUCCAAAUCCGAUCACAGCAGACAUGAUCAAGGAAGGAGCAGCAGUCACUGAUGUGGAAACAAAUAGAGUUCACGAAAAACUACAUGUUAAUCGUUUUCCUAAGCUACCUUUUUGAGGCUUAGUCAUUGGGAAAAUGUUUAGGAUUGUUCCUUGCUGUUAGUCCUCAUUUUAUGCAUGUUACCCUGCAGUAAGUUCUCCCAUUUUAGCUUUCUAAGAUUGAAAGGCUUCUAUUAUACGUUAUUCAUGUGUAUUGUCAUAUUUGUCUUUUGCUAUAUACUGUAACUUCAUUGUUAAAUUUUCAUAUUGUAUAGUUUCUUUGGUGUAUCUUAAAGCCUAUUUUUGAAAAACAAACUUGGCUUGAUAAUCAUUUUGGCAGCUUGGGUAAGUAUCCAUCUUACUUUUCCACCAAAGAACUGUCAGCUGCCGCCUGCUUUUCUGUGAUGUACCCUGUUGACUUUUCCAGAAAAUUUUUAAGAGUUUGAGUUAAUAUUGAAUUUAAUCAGACUUUCUGAAUCAAGGUUCUUUUUUUUUCUUUUUUAA